This is a messenger RNA of Parnassius apollo (apollo), 1506 nucleotides long. The record is from the annotation of a GenBank genome assembly. Lineage: Eukaryota; Metazoa; Arthropoda; Insecta; Lepidoptera; Papilionidae.
AUGGCUACGCAAAGGUUUUGUUUGAGAUGGAACAACCAUCAGUCAAAUAUGUUAUCCGUAUUUGAUCAGCUACUGCACGCAGAAACGUUCACAGAUGUGACGUUAGCGGUCGAUGGCCAAUUUCUUAAAGCACACAAGAUGGUUUUGUCGGCCUGCAGCCCAUAUUUCCAAGCACUGUUUUUGAAUCAUCAAGAGAAACAUCCUAUUGUAAUAUUAAAGGAUGUCCCUUACUCAGAUAUGAAGUGUUUAUUAGAUUUCAUGUACCGGGGCGAAGUAAGCGUUGAUCAAGAACGUUUGACCGCGUUUCUGAAAGUAGCUGAGAGCCUAAGGAUAAAGGGCCUGACUGAGGUUAACGAGGAGAAGUGCGAUAUACCGGCUCUGACCAACUCGCUGAUCCAACAGCAGCAAACUGGUGGGAGUGCACACACCCCCCCGCCGCAGCUUCACAGAAUACAUCCGUAUAUGCAUCAGAAACGACCGGCAUCUGGAAUGCCCAGUGGAGGCGCGCCUCCCAACUUGUUAAUGCCUUUAUUGGGCAACGCCCUAAUGCAACCAAAAAGGAAACGAGGUCGGCCGAGAAAGCUCAGUGGAAGUUCUAGUGAUGCGUUGAAUACUGCAGCGAGCCCGCCGGGCGAGUUCAUUCCGGAGACCGCGUCGCAUGCCCCUUCAAACAGGGCCGCCGAUCAGUUGAUCAGGGGGUCACCGGAAAUGCUCGAGGUCAAAAUGUCUAUGGACGGCUUCAGUGCAGAGGACGGUGCGACAUCUGGUGGCGAAGAAGCAGGAGAGGCUCUUAUGAUCGACGAGGGCGACGAUGCGCAGUCUAACGAAGCCCCGACCUCUGGCAAGGACUCCGAGUCUGCAGGACGUGGCACACCCGAACUUGACACUAAAGAUAUAAAAUACGCACAGUCCCCGUCAAGCGAAGGACAUGGAAAAAUACGUGUAAACCCCGUGACACAGAACGCUUCAACGUCUGGGGAAUAUCAUAACGACUCUAUUAAUAAUAAUACUUUACAAACAGGUGGCAACCAAAGACCUGUUGCCAGGAGAAGAUUACGGAGAAGAGCGAACUCUGCCUCCAACGACCCAGCGGAGCAACUGACGGAAAUGUCGGUACGGGGCCUAAACUUAUUCAGAUACGCUUCCGUAAAUGAGGGGGUAUAUCAAUGCAUAGAGUGCGCUAAAGAAAACAUCCAGAAGACAUUCAAAAACAAAUAUUCAUUCCAGCGGCACGCCUUUCUUUACCAUGAGGGUCAACAAAGAAAAGUCUUUCCGUGCCCCGUAUGCUGCAAGGAGUUCUCGAGACCCGACAAAAUGAAAAACCAUAUGAAAACAACACACGACUGUUACGUGCCAAAAGAUUGUGUUUAUCCAACUAACGCAUUUUUCAUGAUACCAGGAAUGGAAGGUCAACUGCCGCCAGGGCUAAAGCUAGAAGCCAUCGGUUCUGGUUCGCCUCGCGGCUCUACACCUUCGCAUUCUUCUCCUGAUCCUACGCAAGUUUAA